This is a messenger RNA of Cottoperca gobio, 2005 nucleotides long. Its product is annotated as phospholipase B1, membrane-associated-like. Gene Ontology annotation, cellular component: brush border membrane. The record is from RefSeq and is a predicted model, not a curated record. Bases 252 to 1535 code for a protein of 427 amino acids. Lineage: Eukaryota; Metazoa; Chordata; Actinopteri; Perciformes; Bovichtidae. Gene Ontology annotation, biological process: phospholipid metabolic process. The transcript has 17 exons. Gene Ontology annotation, molecular function: retinyl-palmitate esterase activity; phosphatidylcholine lysophospholipase A1 activity; A2-type glycerophospholipase activity.
CUAAAAAUGAAACACUGGUCAAGAUUGUCGAGAAGACUGCAUUUUUACCAUCGCAAAUACAAGUUUAUAAAGAAAUUAAUAAAUGAUAUAUGGAUAUUUGAUGGAUGUUUUCGUCAUUGUUUGAAUGUUUGAAUCAAAGGUUGUCACUCCGCUUUAGAGAGGCUGAGGGACAAAGUGACAGCGCUGUAAAGCUGAGCAUCACAUUGUGCAGUGUGUGGGGGUGACCCAUUGACUGGCCCGUACGCACUACUAUGGAGUGGCUUUGGAUCGCCGUGGCAACAUGUAUGUUCCUGUCCUGCUCGGUCAAAGGCAACGACUGGUGGUGGGCGUAUGAGGAGGGGAUACGACACUACAGCAAGGAGGCCCUCAACAAGGAGUUUCCAGAGAAAACUCGACCGGUGAGCUUCAAACAUCCCGUGUUCCAGUGCCCGGACAUGAGUCCUUCUCUCUCUGUCCCCUCCUCAGUUGAAUUUGUGAAGGCGGCAGAUAUCAAAGUCAUCGCUGCCCUGGGGGAUUCACUGACGACGGCCAUCGGUGCCAACGCCACCACUGUCCUCGGGAUUCCUAUUGAGUUCCGUCACGUGUCGUGGAGCAUUGGAGGCUACGGGUCAUUUCAGUAUGUCAUUACUUUGGCAAACAUCAUCAAGCUGUUCAAUCCCAAUCUGCUCGGCGCUGCUCCCGGCAAGACGGUUCACGGGAUGCAGGGUCAUAUCAGCGAAACGGGCUUCAACCUGGCUGUGACUGGACACAACACCUUCAACCUCCCCGGCCAGACGAGACAUUUGAUUGACACACUUCGAGGUUAUGAGGGUCUGAACUUCGAGGAGGACUGGAAGCUGUUGACCAUUCUCAUGGGCAUGAAUGACAUCUGUGAUUACUGCAAAGAUAAGGCUCUUUUUUCAGUGGACAACUUCAUUCACUAUAUCACGGUAUCCUUGGAAAUGCUUAUGAAUGAGGUUCCUCGUAUGAUCGUUAAUGUCGUUCAGAUCCUGCCCAUGCAGACUCUGAGGGAGGUGCAGAAGCCCACCCCGGGGUGCCUGCUCCAAAGGUCUUUCUGCUCGUGCCUGAUAGAGCCAGUAGCCAGGUCUCCCGAGCUUCGGGAACUGGUAGAAGUCAAUCUGGAGUUCCAGAAAAGACUUGAGGCGCUGCUUUACAGCGAUCGUUUCUUCAGGGAAGACUUCGCCGUCGUUCUUCAGCCUUUUCUGAAACACGCUGACCCUCCCCGCCUCCCGAAUGGGAAGAUCGAUAUGACCUUCUUCACUCACGACUGCUUCCACUUCACCAUAAAGGGACACGAGGAGCUGGCCAAGGGACUGUGGAACAACAUGUUUCAGCCUGAGGGGGGAAAGAUGAUGGUGAGCAGCUUCUCUGACCCCAUCAGUCUCAUCUGUCCACCCAUGGUACACCCGUACAUCUUCACCCGACCGAUGGCAGCAGAGUCCGGUCCGCCGCCUCCACUGCAGUCUGGCGCUCUAUCACAGGCAGCCGCCUUCCUGCUGCUCCUCGUGGGUUUGGCAUGUCUCCGACUUAUGUAGCUUUCGCUUUGCUGGACUAUUUUAGCAUGCUGCUGCUACAUUGGUUGCUGUUGAGGUGAUACAGCAGAUCACAUGCAAAGCACAGUUUGUGAGGCACUCUUUGCAACUUUGCAUGUCUAUGGCCUCAAAGAGCAGCAGACAGGAAAUGACUGCAGUUUUAGGCUCUGAAACCUCGUAGAUAACGUGACAGUGAAUCCUGAAUAUUUAACCUUUAGAGGACGUUCUUGGUGAAAAGUAAUUACAAUAAUAUACUGAAUGUGUAUUUUCAGGGAAAGGUCUGGCUAAGAGCUGCUUUAACUACACUGUAUUACCUAAUAUAAAGUGCAGAUUAAGUAACAAGCAAAGCCUAAGGAUGACUUUUAUGACCUGUAUACAUUCAUACAUAAAACAUUAAACUAGUGAAAGUGUUUUCUUUAAGAAUCUUGAACACCUUACGAAUAAAAAUUUUCAGAUCAACUUUUCUGACAUUA